This is a messenger RNA of Sesamum indicum (sesame), 1589 nucleotides long. RefSeq names its product CDK inhibitor P21 binding protein. Gene Ontology annotation, cellular component: nucleus. Lineage: Eukaryota; Viridiplantae; Streptophyta; Magnoliopsida; Lamiales; Pedaliaceae. The record is from RefSeq and is a predicted model, not a curated record.
CAAUUUUGGUUCUCAAACUCGCGUCAGUGAACAAAAAAAAAUGCAGCCCGACAAGAGAAGUCUCCCAGUCUCCCCUCUCUAAUCAGCUCCAAACCCUACUUUUCCAAGACUUGAGCCAUCACCGGUGCGUCUUCAAGCUCCGUCGUCGGUGCGGCCGACCUGAGAGCUACGUCGUCGCCUCCGGUACACCUCUAAGCUAAAUUGUCGCAGCCGUUGGGGCUAUCCUCCUUCUUCAGAAUGCCCCGGAAACCAACACGGCAUAAUCCAUCCUCAAGACAUCGGCCUCUCACCUUUUCCGCAUUUGGUCGGUCAAUGGCCAUGGCUAUACUGAGUAAGAAGGCCAGGCGAGAGAUUCAUGAACCCAAAGAUCUCCCAACCUCUUCUGGAAAUGGUUGUGUAAACCACGGCAAAGAUAAAAUGGAAGAGUCCAACUCUUCAGACAGUGAAGAUUUUGAGGGAGUUGUUCAAGCAGAUUUUGUCUUCUUUGAUCCAAAACCUGGUGACUUCCAUGGAGUGAAGGUCCUUCUGCAAACGUACCUUGAUAAUAAGCUGUGGGAUCUCAGCAGCUUUGUGGACUUGAUAUUGGGACAACCUACGGUAGGAACUGUAGUCAAGAUAGAGAACGAUGAAGAUGAUGGUGUAUACUCUGUUGUUACUGCUCUUAAUUUAGAAAGAUAUAAGGAUAGCAAAUGUGUAAUUGAGCUAAAGGAUUACCUGCUUAAAGUUUGUGAGGAUAUGGAUGUGAUACCUAAACUAAGGAAUUUAGUGGGAGAGCAUGCGAAGGAUGUUGGUCUUGUGGUCUCUCAGCGUGUCGUAAAUCUUCCCCCUCAGCUUUUGCCUCCACUUUAUGAUGCUCUCUUUGAUGAAAUAGAGUGGGCAACAGAAGACGAGCCUACAGUAGAGCUCCAGAAUUUCUUCCGCUUCAAAUUUUAUCUGAUUAUGAGCAAAAUAUACAAGCACAAGAACGCAAAUGGGAAGAAAGGGAUGGCUGAAAGCGGAGAAGAAGCUGUAAUUUACAUGAAACCUGAAGAUGAAAUUUUUCUUGAGCUUAGCUCAUGGUCCUUCAGCUUUCCCUUGCAUGCACAGCAAGUCACAACUAAUGAGCUUAAAAAUUAUCGACUGAUGGGUCUAGUGAUGGUUGUUGAAGCUAGCAAAGUAUCUACAUUCAGAAAAAAGUUCCAUUUACUGGUAGAUGAAUGAUAUCAUGAGAGGUUCCAUCAGAUAGGUCUGGCUGCAUCUCGAGUCUUUUUUGGGUAUGUGGUUUGCUUUGCGUGAGUGGAUAUGAACAGAGCUACCAGAUUCAGAUUGUUUGUACGUCAGGUCCAAAUAUAUAUAUGCAUCCAAUACCUGGCAGACAUCUAUAAGUCAUUUGGUACAAACUGUCUUGUGGUUCACUGCUCACUCCAAAAUGGAUUUGAUUAGCCAAAAAUUAUGUUUCUCCUGAUCGACACCGGGGGUAGGCUUUGUGCAAGAAAUUUUGGUAGUUAGGUAUGAUGGCUUUUGUUGGUUCUGAUGAAUUUACGCAACACUCAAGCAAUGUGUAUGGGAGCUCAUUUCUACCUCUUAAGACAAUUUUAGCUUUAAUCAAA